AUAUUUCGCAGUGAGUUGCAACUUGCAAGCCACCACCGUUAGAUUGUUUACCUGGUGAAAUUUUCUGAAUCUGCAUAGACAUCGUGAAAACAGCUGAGAAUAUUCAAAUUAUCUAUCAUCUCCUUCCGAACUUGUCGGUCAGUUCGUGACUUGAAUUCGUGACUGCUCUUGCUCUCGUACUUAGCAACAUGGCGAAGGUUGAGGAAAAGGGCAAGAUUCCCAACGGAAUUAAAUUCUUGUUUGGAGGAUUGGCUGGAAUGGGAGCCACGUGUUUUGUUCAACCUCUGGACCUGGUAAAGAACAGGAUGCAGGUGGCCACUAGCAAAGAGCACAAGACCAGCCUUCAUGUUAUCAAACACAUAGUCAAGACUGAGGGAGCCAUGGCCAUGUAUUCAGGACUCUCUGCUGGACUGCUCAGACAAGCCACUUAUACCACUACACGUCUUGGAAUCUAUACAUGGCUUUUUGAAAAAGCAUCAGGGCCUUCUGGAGAGCCUCCAAAUUUUGUCACAAAGGCUGGCCUAGGCAUGGUGGCAGGUGUUGUUGGCUCAUUUGUUGGCACCCCAGCUGAAGUGUCACUUAUCCGCAUGACAUCUGAUGGACGUUUGCCCCCUGCGGAGCGUCGUAACUACAAGAACGUCGUAGACGCGUUGGUGCGCAUCGUGUCUGAAGAAGGGCUCUUCACGCUGUGGCGUGGCGCCGUGCCUACCAUGGGACGCGCCAUGGUCGUCAACGCAGCCCAGCUCGCCUCGUACUCUCAAGCAAAACAGAGCCUCCUGCAAACUGGUUACUUCUCUGAAAACAUAUUUCUGCACUUCUGCGCCUCCAUGAUCUCUGGGCUUGUAACUACUGCAGCAUCCAUGCCUGUGGAUAUUGCCAAAACCAGGAUCCAGAACAUGAAGAUGAUCGACGGAAAACCUGAGUACAAAGGAGCAGUGGAUGUACUCACGAAGGUUGUGAAGAAAGAAGGGUUCUUUUCGUUAUGGAAGGGCUUUACCCCGUACUACAUGCGGCUCGGGCCUCACACUGUCCUAACCUUCAUCUUCCUCGAGCAAAUGAAUAAAUUCUAUAAACGAGUCGUGCUGGGAGAAGCCGAUGCUGCAGGUGGCGGGCUCUGAGAGGUGUGUUGUGUGUACAAUAAAGCUAAAGUGCCACUCUGACGAAACUUCAUGUUUUUUCUAGUAUCAAUCGCGAACGCUGGUUGUUAUUAUGACUUAUCUGUAAUUUUGUUCUAAAAGGAGCCAGUAAAUUUGUUCUGAAAGGAGCCAAUGUUCGAUGGUUUUGGCCUAUAAUUUAGUUCAGUGGCAAAUAAAGGCACGAUUUGAUGCUUCUUGGACUAAUAUGGGUUCGCUCAGGGGGAAUUUUGAGCGAAUCAGUCGGCAAUUAUUUUCUUAAAUAUGAAUGUAUUAUUUUGUCAUUGCGUAAUCGAAGAUGUACCGAGCUCAAAUUAUAUGAAGUUGUUGAAAGCUUUUUGACGACUGAGGACAGCAUUUAAAUUAACCGUGCAGGUUAGCUGCGUACUCACUGUUAGCCCAAUGUUGUGUUGUUGCUAGGCUAGGUAUUAUUAUUUAGCAUUAGUAAAAGCUGAUGCAAUUAUUAUUUUUUUAGAGUACCUGGGCCAUUGUUGAUUAAAUUGUGUACUUAGUGAUGACGACUUCGAACCUCACCUGAUCUGAAAGGUAAAGGUUAUGUUUUCAGUUGUGUUACGCUCUGAAAUGUACAGAAAUAUUUGUUCUACCUAUUUUUUAACGGCCGAACUACUUGCCUCAACAUUUAUGUCAACAUUUCCUAAUCAUUUAUUUAUUCAUAUCGUGAUAUUCUCAAAAAUAAAUUUCUGACUUAUACUCAUCGAGAUGGCUUGCCUCACGGAGUUAUAAUGAAUGAUUUUCUAGUUAAUGUAAAGAAAAAAUUGCAAAUUCCCAUGAUCCUAAGAAGUCCGUGGCUGAAGUCGUGCCAAUAACCUUCCAUGACUCUUAAGAUGUCGAAAGCUGAGACGCCGCGUCACAAACGCCGACAUGAUUAAACUUUUUUUGCUAAGUACUUAAGUGCGUCAAAAUUAUAUAUCUGUCUGCAUUCAUGGAUAUUGACCUGUGUUAAUCACUACUCGCUCUAGUCAACGUAUCUCUCCUUGCAAUAAUUCGAUCAUGUGUUAGUUGAUCUAUUUCGUCGUCGCAUCUGAGUCUUCCCUAAUGUUACAAUUGUAUGUGUGAACGAAAUAUAUCAUGUUUAUUCGUUAACUUAUGACCAUCAUGCUGGUUCCAUUAAAUAUUUUUGGGCCCUGGGGAAAACGUUUUGUUAGCUAAUAAUAGUUAAAAAAUUUAUUUUGAUUUGUUGAAAUAUAGAUGUUAGAUGAAAAUUUGAAACUCACUUUGUGCAUUGGAUUGUAUCGCUCAAAUGGUCACCGCUGAAUAUGCGUCACGCUCCAUUGUGAUUAGCGUUGUUGAGCAAUCUUCCUUAAGUGAAGUCUUUGCUCCUGUCCGUUUUCUAUUCAUUUACUCUUCCCAGAUUAGGAUUUGGCAGUUAAGAUGUCAUAUUUUGACUAAAAGACUCGCAUUUUCGUGCACUCUUUGUUGUAGUAUGCAAAUUAUCUGACCAGUAGCAGCAGUGAGUUUUGAAAUCAAUGGAGUUAUACCCUAAUAGCCGGACAUGUGCUAGUUUCACUCGCAUAGUUGUACAUAUAUUUCGGUCGUGUUACAAAGCAGUUCAUAGGGGACAGGAUUCUUGAAAUACUUACGACGAUCUGACAGUCGGGUGCAACGGUUGUUAUUUGCUUGUGUGAAGACCUAAUCGUAACGAUCUCUGAGAAUCCGUCCUCUAGGUCAGGUAAAGGGUUUGUGUAUAUUAAAAUAAAUAUGACAUGGUUAUA
Molecule: messenger RNA, 2866 nt
Organism: Hyalella azteca
Lineage: Eukaryota; Metazoa; Arthropoda; Malacostraca; Amphipoda; Hyalellidae
Product: mitochondrial 2-oxoglutarate/malate carrier protein
Exons: 6
Coding region: 189-1118 (309 amino acids)
Biological process (GO): oxaloacetate transport; thiosulfate transport; phosphate ion transmembrane transport
Molecular function (GO): antiporter activity; oxaloacetate transmembrane transporter activity; succinate transmembrane transporter activity
Source: RefSeq, a predicted model, not a curated record